AUGGUGCUAUUCAGCAAGAACGAGUAUUCAGCGCUACCUCUUCGCAAUCGACAAGAAGGCCCAUUUGAGCAGUGGAAACCGCACAAGACGAGGAAUUUGGUCAGUCUGUUUGUGUCUGUGUGCGCUGCGGUUGUGCUCUUUGGCUGGUUUGGUUUUGCGUUGAGAGGGGACUUACUACCCCUCAACCGUCUAAUCGCAUCUCCAACUUCCUCUGUCACCCACAUGCACCUCCCUCUUCGUCCCCUGUCUUCUCCAUCCCCUCGUCUGCAGCGUUUCCAGCAAUGCUCCAUCCAGAAUCUCCUCGAGACCGACCUCUACUUCCUCCAAGGGGUUGCUCCGCCCUCCGUGGCGCAUUAUGAAGCGCGCCGCAAUCGCUUGGCCAAUGCCCUCGUCGCGGAUGGCGUCGAUGCGUUUGUCGUCGAGCCCGGGUACACGUUCAAGUAUUAUGCGAAUGUCAGUCAGCCGGAAUGGGAGGUGUGGGAGCCGGAAGAGCGACCAUUCCUCAUGAUCGUCCAGCCGCAUCUCGACCUCGCGACCGGCCUCAUCACAGCAAAUACCAGCUUCCUCUGCCCGUCCUUCGAGGCCGAGAGAGCCCGUCUGCUGGAGAUGCCCUUUUCGGAGCCCAUUCAGAUCAUUCCGUGGCAAGAGCACUGGGAUCCCUACGCGACGUUGAUGGAGUCGGGCAUUUUUACGGCUGCGGCGUCGGAAAACAGACCUCCGCGAUUGAUGGUCGACGAGGAGAUGCGCGACUUUAUCCAGCGUGGUCUUGGGGAGGAAGGGUUCGACGUCGUCGGUUUGCAGGGCCGUGUCGAGGCCGUCCGGCAGAUCAAGUCCGACGAGGAGAUUGCGAUUCUUCGUGCGGUGAACACGGGCACGGUUGAGGCUGUGCGGCAGAUGAGGAAAUGUGAAGAUUUUCUCCCUCUCUUUUUCGUCCAAGGUGUUCUUUUGUCUGAUGUGUCCGUAUAUACAGGUCUCUAUCACGGCCUGACGGAAAGCGAGAUCGCAGAGGUUCUGGAUAAUACCCUUCGCGCCGUGGGGAUGGAGCCAUUUUUCGACAUUGUCUUGUUCGAUGAAAACGCAGCAAACCCACACGGCGGAACGAACGGGUCCAAGGUCCUCGAUGCAGAGACUUUCGUCUUGAUUGAUGUUGGUGCACAUCUCCAUGGCUACUCGUCCGACAUCUGCCGCACUUUCUUCCCCCCUUUCUUGGAAAAGCCCGUCGAUCGGAAGAAUCUGUCGUCUGGACUGAAGAAAAAACUCGACGUAUGGGAUAUCGUUUUUGAGGCCCAAACACAAUCACUGCAUCAGCUACGGGCCAAUGCGACGGCUGCCAGCGUGGACAUCGCCGCUCGAGACGUCAUCACCCAAGCCGGGUACGGAGACGCCUUCACUCACCGUGUAGGCCAUGGGAUUGGAAUCAAGGCCCAUGAAAGCCCCUACAUGAACAAAGGCAACGUCCGGUCCAUCCUCGAGCCCGGCAUGGCAUUCACAUCCGAGCCGGGAAUCUAUCUCGUUGGCGAAUUCGGUGUGCGACAUGAGGAUGUCCUCCUUGUGCAGGAGGAUGCGGAUCCUAUUCUGCUGACGCAACGGGCGCAAGGACCGUGGGAUCCGUAG
This is a messenger RNA of Rasamsonia emersonii CBS 393.64, 1614 nucleotides long. RefSeq names its product Xaa-Pro aminopeptidase. Lineage: Eukaryota; Fungi; Ascomycota; Eurotiomycetes; Eurotiales; Trichocomaceae. The coding region runs from base 1 to 1614 and encodes 537 amino acids. The transcript has 7 exons. The record is from RefSeq and is a predicted model, not a curated record.